AUGGCUGAUGGAAGUUCUUUCAACGUGAAGUUGUAUAUUUAUGACCUGUCAAAAGGACUGGCCCGUCAGCUGAGUCCCAUGAUGUUAGGAAAGCAAGUCGAGGGAAUAUGGCACACAUCUAUAGUGGUUUAUGGGGAAGAGUUUUUCUUUGGAGGAGGAGGCAUUAUGAGCUGCUUUCCGGGUGGUACUAUUCUAGGUAUGUCUGAUUCCACAGUGGACCUUGGAAACACAGAAGUUCCCCGGGACCUUUUUCAGAAAUAUCUGUCUUCGCUCAGGGAGUCUACUUACAGACCUGAAAAAUACCACCUCUUUGAACAAAACUGUAACACCUUUAGCGCUGAGGUUGCACAGUUUUUAACAGGGUCUAAGAUUCCCUCAUACAUCACUGACCUCCCAUCUGAGGUGCUCGCUACACCUUUUGGACAAGUGCUCCGUCCUUUUCUCGAUUCAGUCACCAUCACUCCAUCGGGGGAUAAUGGCAUGCACGGAUAUGGUCAGUGGUAGAUCUGGCUGCAUCUAAAAAUUUAUUAUUACAGCAGUCAUGAAGCUUGUGUAUCAGACAUAUAAUAGUAAUCAUGAUAAUAAUAGUUUACUUAUGUUUCACCCAUUGUGCCUAUAUAAAUAGCAUUUAUAUAAAAGCAGGUCUUCCAGAUUUCUGCUCAGUGCCUUCAAAUUCAAGUGAUGAGUUGUUUAGUCUCAUGAACUUUCCUUCAUUGAUUUGGGGUGUAAACAAAUGGACCUGUGUGUCUGUAUAGUUGACUUUUCAUGACAGGAUUUACAGUUCCUCUGGUACAAACUGCAAUAGCAUUAUAAUUACUAGUCAAGAGUUUGCAAUAAUCUAAAAAAAACCCCAGCCAACUUUUUCAAUAAUUUAAAUGUACCAAAGCAAGUUGUAUCAGGAUUCCCCUCAACAGUCUGUAGGUGUCUCUGUUCUACCUCAACAUCAUCUGUUAAGUCAGAUGCUUUGAGAGGAAUAGAGGAUGAGAAUUAGGUUGCUAAUUUAAAAAAAAUAUGCUGUUGACUCUUUUUCUGUGUUGUAAGUUGUUAUCUAAACCUUACCUUUACUCAGAACAACGUUUAUAGCGAUCCUAAAGUGCCAUGAAUAUAUACUGAGGAGGGUUUAAGGGAUCAGUGACGCCGCAAGAAGCGCAGUGUCCCACAGAUGAAGCUAAUGAAUGUUGUGUAAAAUGUGCAGGUGUCACCAGCAAUGGACCCAAUAGGAAAGUUAUUGCAUUUUAAGUCUUUUUACUCUUGUCCAAUUGCUUCCAAUAUAGUAGGAAUGUGUCCUUGGUGACCAUUAAUAGUCAUUAUUCACCUAGCAGUAUGUAAUCCAUAACUAAGUGGUUUGAUGGUAAAUGGUCUGAACUGUGCUACUGUUGUUCUAAAAAAAAAACUAUUUACAGCUUUCCUGCCUCAAAUAAACCUAAAUCAUUUAAAUGUGUUCUGUUAAAUAUCAUUGUAUCUCAGCUGUAAACAAAUAAAGACAUUCUGAAAGUAUGAAAA
Messenger RNA from Carassius carassius (crucian carp), 1503 nucleotides. RefSeq names its product desumoylating isopeptidase 1b (gene desi1b). Bases 1 to 504 code for a protein of 167 amino acids. The record is from RefSeq and is a predicted model, not a curated record. Gene Ontology annotation, biological process: protein modification by small protein removal. The transcript is spliced from 7 exons. NCBI's taxonomy places the organism in Eukaryota, Metazoa, Chordata, Actinopteri, Cypriniformes, Cyprinidae. Gene Ontology annotation, molecular function: peptidase activity.